AUGGCGGACACAAAAGAUGGCAGAAGUGAGGAGGAUGUGGCCAUGGCUGACGCCGAAGUGAGCAUCAAGCCUACCAAUGGGUCCAACAGUGAUGCAGGUAUCCUAAAAUCUGUCGAGCAACCCAGCGGUGCUCAAGCUUCAACCUCGUUAGACAUCAAAUCAGAACCAUACGCAACACAACCAUCAUCUCCAUCACCAACAGCCACCAAGAUGCCGAAGCCUGCCCCCAAGAAGAAGGGCACGGCAGCCGCCACCAAGAAGGGCCCUAAGAGGCCGAAAUCAACAAAGCCCAAGGCUCCGAAGAAGGAGAAUGCAUCUGGAGAACCUCAGCAAGAUGACGACGAUGACAGCUCGGAUGAUGAGAUCGACAACGGCCCUUACUGCCUCUGCCGCGGCCCCGACGACCACAGAUGGAUGAUAAGUUGCGACGUCUGCGAAGACUGGUUCCAUGGAGAGUGCGUCGAUCUAAGUAAGGAGUUCGGAGAGAAGCUUGUGGAACGCUUCGUCUGCCCCAACUGCACUGACGGCAAAUUGAACUACACAAAGUACAAGAAAACGUGUUCGUUCGGCAGCUGUACCAAUGCGGCACGUUUAUACGGCAAGAAGGACACACGAUCCGUUUUCUGCUCAAACGACCAUUGCGAUGCGUGGUGGGCCGCCAUGAUUGGGAAGUUGCCCACAAAGGUGGCUACCCGGAAAGCAUUAGAAGUUCUGACACAGGAAGACUUCGUGGGUCUGCUAGCUUCGACAGCCAACGAUGGCGGUUGGAAGUUAGGUGAUCAGCCUUUCGGCAACAUCGAAGGUUUGUGGGUCAAUGGCCUGCCUACUCGCCCUGGCGUCCUCAGCGACGAGGAGCAGAAAUUUCUACAAACGUCGGCAGCUGAGCGUCUUUCUCUCGGCAACGAGAUCGUGCAGUAUAAGAAGAUGAUGCAGCUCAUAGAUUGGGCGAAUCAACGAAGACAGACUGCCAUCGAGCUGGGAAAGCUUACCAAAGACAGUUGCGGCUACGAUAAUCGCCUGGACGUAGUUUCUGUCCGUCACGCGUUCGUCGCCUGGAUCGAUUCACCUGAGGGUCAAGCGAUAUUCACAGCAGGAAAACUUGAUACGCCUGUCGAGCUGAACGAGGGCGAUGAGGCUACAAUGAACAUGUGUGAGAAGAAGCGGUGUAAGGCACAUAAUGGCUGGUACAAGAUCCUUACGAGUGCGGUCCGUAAUCAGGUCAAGGAGACUGCCACGGCGGCAGCUGAUAAGCUGGAAGCAGAGGAAGUUCUUCGUCAAGAGGCUGAAACUCGCUUUGAGAGGCGUCAGCUGGAGAAAAACUGGGUUCAGGUCAUUGAGUAA
Messenger RNA from Truncatella angustata, 1341 nucleotides. RefSeq lists its product as uncharacterized. Gene Ontology annotation, biological process: positive regulation of DNA-templated transcription. The record is from RefSeq and is a predicted model, not a curated record. NCBI's taxonomy places the organism in Eukaryota, Fungi, Ascomycota, Sordariomycetes, Amphisphaeriales, Sporocadaceae. The transcript is spliced from 2 exons. Gene Ontology annotation, cellular component: Set1C/COMPASS complex. Bases 1 to 1341 code for a protein of 446 amino acids.